Vicugna pacos (alpaca) is the source of this 5227-nucleotide messenger RNA. It is a transcript of the gene DMRTA1, whose product is annotated as DMRT like family A1. Gene Ontology annotation, molecular function: protein binding; RNA polymerase II cis-regulatory region sequence-specific DNA binding; DNA-binding transcription factor activity, RNA polymerase II-specific. NCBI's taxonomy places the organism in Eukaryota, Metazoa, Chordata, Mammalia, Artiodactyla, Camelidae. Gene Ontology annotation, cellular component: nucleus. The record is from RefSeq and is a predicted model, not a curated record. Gene Ontology annotation, biological process: regulation of transcription by RNA polymerase II; sex differentiation.
GUAAACCAGGUGGGCGGGGUAGCCUGUGCAGUCUUGCCCUCUCCUGGUCUCAAGGCGCGAGGAGCACAGGGACUUAAACUUAGCGCCCCGGGACUCUAACGAGGCUCUCUGGGCAUCUGUAACCCUUUGAGUCUGCAGGUACAGGGAGCAGUUGUCCCUAAUUCAUCGCGGGAAUAGUGUCAAACUUUGUCGGUGUGUGGGUGGGAGGCAGCGGGACCACUGCCGGUCCUCCCGCAUCCCGGCAGGGUUAGCUGUGGACAGCGCGCUCUUCUGUUGCGACCCGUCGCCAGACACUCUGGGAAUGGAGCAGUCACAGUGUGGCAGCAGAGACCAAAGUGUUAGCGGCCGACCCCACCUGGCCCCGGGGUUGGUGGCAGGGGCCCCUCCACCCCUGUCUUCGGCGUUACCGGUACCCCCGGGCAUACCGGUUCCUUCAACUUUCCUGCGACCGCCCAGCCUCUUUCUGCGGACAGCCGCCACCGCGGGAAGUGGUGGCUGCCCGCCGGCUGCCAGUCUGGAGAGGGGACUUGGCGCCGUGGGCUGUGGCUACCCACGGACACCCAAGUGCGCUCGUUGUCGGAACCAUGGAGUCGUGUCGGCCCUCAAGGGCCACAAGCGCUUCUGCCGCUGGCGGGACUGCGCGUGUGCCAAGUGCACACUGAUCGCUGAGCGCCAGCGCGUCAUGGCCGCCCAGGUGGCGCUGCGCAGGCAGCAGGCCCAGGAGGAGAGCGAGGCCCGGGGGCUGCAGAGGCUCCUGUACUCCGGACCGUCGGGCCCCGGGGGUCGGACACCCGGAGGAAGCAGCAGAACAGAGAAUCCCCAGACCGCGACCGGCCCUGCGGCGGUGACUGCUCUGGGACUGCAUGCCUUGAGACAUGCUAGUGGUCUGGCGACCCCUGCUUUCGAAAGUUUCCAGCCAGAUUAUACGGAGGAAAAACAAGUACAAAAGGAGAGUAAAUGUGACUCAUGCCAGAGUGGACAAGAAGAACCAGUCUCCAAAUCCUAUCACCUUACCCUGGAAUCAUCUCCUAAGUCUAAUGAUGUCAUUGGAAAACAAAAUGUCAGGUCAUCUCUUUCAGAAAACUCAAACAAGGACGAUCAGCCUCCUCAUCCUGGGGAGCAUUCAGGAGGUGAAGAGAGUCCCAGGUCUCUGUCAUCCUCUGAUCUGGAAUCAGGAAAUGAAAGUGAGUGGGCCAGAGACUUCACCGCUACCAGAGCCAGCCUUCCCACUGUGUCCUCGAGACCAAGAGACCCUCUUGAUAUCCUUACCAAGAUUUUCCCAAGUUACAGACGCAGCUGGCUAGAAGUCAUUUUACAGUUCUGCAAAGGGGAUGUGGUCCAAGCCAUUGAAGAGGUCUUAAAUGGGAAAGAACACAAACCAGACACCAGGGAGCUAGCAAGCUCAGGAGAAUUAGAAAAUACAGCUUUUCAGAGAGCUUCAAACUUUGGUGUAGCUGGAAUUGGUUUUGGAACUCUAGGAAAUAGAUCGGCUUUCUCUCCCAUUAACACUACUAGUGCUUCUUAUGGAGGUGAUUCAAGUCUCUACACCUUAAAUCCUAGACUAGGUAUCAGUCCAUUACGGCUGGCAUAUUCGACCCCAGGAAGGGGGCUAUCUGGUUUCAUGUCUCCCUACCUAACUCCUGGGUUGGUACCAGCAUUGCCUUUUCGGCCAGCUUUGGAUUAUGCCUUUUCAGAGAUGAUUAGGGAUUCUUCUUACCUUCCCAGCAAAGAUUCAGUAACUGGUGGCAGACUGUAUUCCAGACCAAAUCAGGAUAGUCUGUAAUACAUCUGCCUAUCUCCCUUUCUGGAGUAUUUUUAGAAGCAUACAGUACCAGCCCUCACACCCACAUCUAUUGUAUUCACUGUGUAUGUGCAUGGUUACCAGGCCUUAAAAAUGCUACUUUUUUUUUACAAGCAAUAAUUAUAGAUAUGAGAUCUAAAGACUCUUCUUUAGCAUUUAUUAAGUGAAAGAAACAUUUAAAUGUUAUAUGUGCCUUGAAUAAAGCCAGUUCAGGAAAUAUUUUUACUUUAAACUAAUGAAUUUUCUUCCCAAUAUAUCAGUUGUAAAAUUCAUAUUUUAAAACUAUACUUUUAAAAAUUUCAUUAAAAAUGGGUUUAUAACUAUAAAAUACAGUUUUUGAGUGUAAAGUAAUCCAGUGUUCUAUGAAAUGAACCAAAAGAAAGAAUUGAAGAAUUGAGGUAUUCUAAAUAAUUAUAUUAAACUUUUUCUUUUCUUCUGUUUCUUGUACACAGGAGAGAAAAAUACUUACUCAAAGUAUUUUAAAAUAUUUUAUUUGCAUAUAAGUGAUAAGUAGUAAAACUUUUGAGAUAUUAAUUCCUUAUUUUUUCUGAAUGUCUAUUUUUCAUUCAUAUCUGCCAUUUAUGAUAACAGGUACCAUUAAUAAAGCAUGUUUCUUUAAAGUAAACAUUGCAAAUUACACAAAGGCCUAUGAAGUAAAUCUUAGGAAAUGAAAAUGCACCAUCUCCUGGCCACUAUCACUAAUUGCAACUAAGUUCUGGUAGAGUAUAGGAAUUAGAAAUGAAUGAUUUCCUAAUAAUAUAAGCUAACCAUUUUUAAAAAUAGUUAUUUUGGAUCAUGCUAAAUUGAAUUUUCAUAUUAUAAAGUGAACAUCUAUUGUGGAUGAGUGUUUUAAUCUUUAAGUAUGCUUAUACCUGCAUCUGGGGAAGCAUUCCUUUACAUGUUUGUGGCAAGAAUAUGGCAGCUAAUUUCAAAGAUAAAAAUAAUUUUUUUCAGGAAAGUUAAAUAUCUGCUCAUAUAAAUAUCAGUUGGCACUAGAUAGUUGAUGCUUAAUGCAUUAAGGAGAGAGAUAAGAUUUGCAAAUGGGAAAGUUGUCAUUAGAUUAUAGAGGUUUUCUUGAGAUUUAAAAAAUAUUUUUGCUCUCCAUCUAGAGAAUUUGAAAGCUGUUUCAGUCAGUGGAAAGUCUCUGGGAAAACUGCUUACAAAACAAUUUUAUGAAGUUUUCUUUAUAUAUCAUUUAGUUUUUACAGGAAAGUAGCUUUAAUGCUAUUGUUAGGAAGAUAUGGUGUGAAAUAGUUGAUGAAUUAGAGAUGGUGUAAACAAUUUGAGCAGCAUGAUUUACCAAAGAUUUCUUAAAUUAUAUGUAUGUGUGUUUAUGUAUGCAUAUCUACCUAUCUAUUUAUUAUACACUCAAGCCCUAUUGGUUCUGUUAUCAUGAAAUCUUUUCCAUGAAGCCAAGUAAGAAUGUAUUUCUAAAGUAUAUUUUUACCAGCAAAUACCAUUUUAGAUAACUGCAUAGUAUGUGAUGCUGGUUUAAGAUGUAAAUAUAUUUAAUAGAGUAUACAUUAUUUUUAAUGGUUUGAAUGUGAGAAAGCAGAGUAAAGAUUUCAUGUAAUCAUAUUCAUUAUAAAAAAAAGUUUUUGAUUCUAAGUCUAAACCAUGGUACAAUGCCUGGCAAGUAGUUGAUAUUCAAUUAAUGUAUACUGAAUGAAGGAACCAUUAUGGAUAAUAGAUCUCCUUGAGACUCUGAUAAAACCAAGGAUCUGUAUAAAAUGGCCUACAGACACACAGUUUUGCAUACAAUUUCAUGGAGUUCUUGAAUCUCCUGAAUGCCAUUUGCCAUUCAGGUUAGAAUCCUUGUUGGUUCUUAAGGUGUUUCCAUUGCAUUAAUUCACUUAUUGAAUGCUUUUUUUUUAAAAGUGCUAGAUCCUAUAGAGGAUACUAAAUGUAAAAUGUUGUGCUAUCAAGGAGGUAACAUACAGUAGAUAUCUGCGUUAAAAAUACAACUGCUAGGCUUGCUAGAUUCUUUAUGUGGUUUAUAUAAUAAUGUGCUUGUAUCCAUCUGAGAGACUGAAUUGCUUUUUGAACUGAGGUGAACGUCCAUUUGGGGCAGUACUCAAAUUAAAAAAAAGAUUUCAUAACUUUAAACCUUAAGUUAAUUUGUAUAAUGCUUUAUACAUUUCAUACCCUAUAGUAAGUUUAGAACUUAAAUAAUCUUAUAGAAGAAGUCAUUUAUUCCAACCACUAAAUUGAAUGUGAGGAAAUUGUGGCUCGGCAGUAGUGUUUAUUGUUCAUUCCUAAGGUUAAAAUAAUAGUGUCAAUCAUUGGGAGUGAAAUGUUUGUCCACUCACAGCUUAGUAUAGUAUCUGGUACAUAAAAAGUUGCUCAAGUAAUAGUUUUACACUGAUUGUAUUAAAUGAACGAUAACAAAAUACUAGCUUAGAAAUUCAUUUAUUCAACAAUUACUUAUUAAGCACCUGCUUUGUGCCAGGCACUGUGCUAGACACAGGGGAGAAAGAAGUGAACAAAAACUGCCCUCAGGCUACUCAGUCUGUUACUAUAUGUACAAAAAUAAUCAACCUAGCAAUGAUGGUACUAUUUGACAAUUUUGGUACAUCAGUGAGUUCUGUGUAAUCCUGAGGUUUAUGCUGAUGGAUGCUGCUUCAGACCUGAAGGGGUAAGAAGGAAGAGGGAGAACGUCUGUUUCUAUGUAGUAUGUUUAGGGAAGUUCAUUCCAUUUGUCUGAAAGGUAAACAACUUACAGGUCUUUGGUGAAAGAAGUGGGCAAAGAGGAAGCUUUUGCUCACUUGAAUGGAGUCUUGUGUGGAAGUCACCCUAGCUUCCUGGUGGUCUCUGAAUCAGAGUCAUUGUCCAGUCCCCAAUCCUAGGGUUGGUCUUUUAGAAUUCCUCUGAUUCAGUGCAUAGGUCUCCUGGUUUAAGCUCUCAUCUAGCUUUUCUGUGAAACUAGGUUGGAGUUGAGAGGACAGUUGAAGAACAUGUGAGUCAAAUAAUCUACUAUUUUUCUUUGCAACUUCUGCUGAAACAAAAAGAUUCUGGGAAUUUUAAGACCUCCUCUUCUAGAGAUUCCUAACUGUGAACUUGGGACUAAGAAUAUUAUGAAGUUACUUAUCCAGUCAGCUCUUUAUUUUUUUAAUGCAUUUUUCUUAGAACUGGUUUCUGUUUGAAAUAAAAAAGACUUCAGAAUACAAGAGAAGCUUGGAAUAAAGCACCUUGUUACGCUUGGGAGAAUGAUUCUGUUGACAGUGGUAUAUAAAAUGAGAUAAAGUGUAUCAUCAGCUUUAUAAAGGCAAAGCUUUCCUCAGGGAAGCCUGAUUCUUAAUUAUAGAUGCUCAUUCUUUAGGUCAAGGGUAGUGGGAAAAGUUCUUGUUCAGAUCCGUUUCUUCCACCCACCCCCUCUUCUCCAAAUAAUCCUGUUAUUGAUGCCUGCAUUGCAAAGCUAGACCCUUA